CGCCUCCCUAGCCCCCUCGUUUCCUGCUGCUGGCGGAGGCCGAGGGAGAAGGUGGCGGUGGAGGCGGUGACGAAAAGAAAAGUGCCCCGGAGUCGGAGAAGCGGUCGCCCCCACCCCUGCUCGUCCCCGAAGGAAGCCAGCGCCGCCGCCGCCGCCGCCGCCCCUUCCUCCUCCCGCGCCCUGGUGCCUCCCCGCUCGCCACCUUUUUUUUUCGUUCGCCCCCACCCAAGUUUCCCUCUCCAGCUCCGGGACUUCCCUUCCUCCCACCCAGGACAAUAGAGCGGGAGAUGUCCUCCUCCGGUGGCCACCAGCAUAGCCAGAGCCGCGCCAUCCCCACCAGGACGGUGCCCAUCAUCGACUCCUCGCAGCUACCUCAUGACUAUUGCACCACGCCCGGGGGGACCCUCUUCUCCACCACGCCUGGAGGUACCAGAAUCAUCUACGACCGCAAGUUUCUGUUAGAUCGGCGCAAUUCUCCCAUGGCCCAGACCCCUCCUUGCCACCUUCCCAAUAUCCCAGGAGUUACCAGUCCUGGUUCUGUGACGGAGGAUUCCAAAGUGGACGUAAACCAUCUGAACAAUCAUGACGGGAAGCCUAUAAUUGGUGAUGAUGCUCAAUUUGAGAUGGACAUCUGAUUUUCCCUGAGGGUAACCAUGGAGAGACAGCAAUUCCUGAUCACCUGUGUACAUCUGAUUUUGACCAUCACGUUCAAUAACUCAAAGGAUGGAAGAAGAAGAAGCUGCUGCUGCUGUUUCCACAGAAUUUUCACUUCAGCUUUUGAAGUGCCAAAGGAUAAGAGGACUGUUUUCCCCUCUCCUUGAUUUCCAUUAGCCAUACCAUGCUUCUUACCCACCUCCCCACCCCUCUGCUUGCCUUACUCACUCCCUAUGACUGACUUGGAGCCCAUGAUAAAUUUAUGCAGCUAAGGUGUGUCCCUUGGCUUCUCGCACUUUAGAGACAAUUUCUCAAAUCAUGCACAUGCGAGAAUUUAACUUCUAUCAGCAAUUGGAUAUUUAUUGCAAAACACACAAGGGCCAUGGAAGGGGUGGACAUAUGUUUGAAGUGACAUGACACUGCCAUUGUUCUCCUUUCCCUUAACUGCUGUUAAAUUGAUGUCAGUUUAUUAACUGGUUUCUAUGUUAUAUCUUCUGUUGAUGUGCAGAAUGCACUCUUUGAUACUUCUAAAUCCUGUUGCUCGGCUUGUCUUUUCGAGUUAGUAUAUCCUUUCAUGUGGGCGCUGCUGUGGGAUUCUCCUAAAAAGAGUAUUAUUGGAGUUUUUUUCUACUUCCCCUGAAAAUUUCUUUAAAAGAAGAAUAGAUAAAUAACUUAGAAUCGUGAAUUCAUCAUGCAUUCAUUUCGCUUUGCAUUUCAUCCCAAUAUCAUUUCCAAAAAAAUAUAUAUAUCUCCAAUUUCCUCAUUUAAACCCACCAGUGUUAAAGGGGAACCACAUUUUUUUCCUAAUAUAAUUUGGGAGUAUCAUGCUUGAUGAACUUCUACACUGGUGUUUCUCAACCUCAGCAACUUUAAGCUGUGUGGACUUCGGCUUCCAGAAUUCUGGGAGUUGAAGACACAGCUCAAAGUUGCUGAGGUUGAGAAACACUGUUCUAUACUAUUUGUCUUCGGUCUUUAAUUUUUGCUGCUGAAUAACAUCUGCUGGGUUCUUGGCAAGUCUGUGUUUGUGCCAAAAAGAUUAAUUGAAACAACCUGGGUAUGCUUAACUGGGAGGAACUCAACAAAAAUUCGAAAUUCUUGAAAACAUCUUGUGUGGACCAGGGAACCUUAAGAAUUAGUUACUGAAUUAUUAAGAUGUUGACUGCUGAUUUCAUGAUGUGUGAUUUCAGAUGAAUUUGAAAUGAUGAGUAAUAAGUUACUAAGAGUUUACUGCAUUUUUGGAGCAAGACCUAUUUGUUUCUUGGUCACUAUUUUCUGCACAUUUCUUGAAUUCAUACAUUAUUAAAUCAGUCACACAGGAGCCUGUUGGAGAUCCAGUUUCAAUGGGGAGGAGUUGUUGAUGAUCUCAGUUAAUUCCACUUACUUGGAUACAUUAGCCAUUUUCCACCUACUGGUGACCCAACUUUUCAAGCUGACUAGUUCCAGCAUGAGAGAACUUACGCUGUUUGCCUGGAAUUGUUGCAGAGAGCAAGCAAGAUCCCUCUUUAUAGGAGUUGAUAGGCAACUGGGUCUCCUUGUGAAAAAGCCAAUUACUGUGAAGGGGAAAAAAAGGUAGAUCAUUUUAAUUCAGCUAAUGGAUGAAGCCAUGCCUUGGCUGCAGGGCCCCUUGAUAGUUUGCACCAUGAGAAUGCUUCUCCUUAAGACUGCAAUAUUAGAUUGUUUGAUUGUCUAGACCAGUGUUUCUCAACCUCAGCAACUUUAAGAUGUGUGGACUUCCAAGUCAUGCUGGCUGGGGAAUUCUGGGAGUUGAAGUCCACACAUCUUAAUGUUACUGAGAUUGAGAAACGCUGGUCUAGGCUAAUAGAGUAAAACCUCUUUGCUUGAUUUAAAAAAAGUGUCACUCAUAGAUGGAAAGCAGAUUUUUUUUUCAAAAGUUAACUAUUUUAGGACCCAGACUUAACAAAAACUGCAGUGAUAACAGCAGAAGAGGCAUUUCCUCUUCCUUCUCACAGAAGAGGGAAUGCUGCUUAAGGCAGCGCUUGCUGUGACCCAGGUACAUGAUCCCUCCUGAACUAGGCAUUUUUUUUACAUAGCAGACCCACGCUGGAGUUUUUGGAUGCUUGCCCCCUGUGAUCAGUGAGGUUUCCUCUCUUGUAAUUAUAUUUUGAGAGAGUAGCCUCUGAGGCAGGGAUAAGCAACUGUGACUUCCCCAGAUGUCAUACGAUUGCAACUCCAUUAUCUCUGGCCAUUGGUCUUGCUGUCUCAAGCUGAUGGGGGGUUAGAAUUUUCUUCUGCUCUAAGAUCCUUGCUUCUCUAAAAUAUUUGAUGAUGAUUGCCUCUGAUUCCUUCAGGAAGUCUUCCAAGUGAGAUUCAUGUGCUACCUCAAAAAUAGAAUGACUGAGUUGUGCUAGCUUCCCUAGUGGGGAGGUCACACUGAUGUGGCAAUUUUGCACAUGGAUUUUAUUGUUCAGGCAUAAUUGGGAGUGGGAAGUGAUACAGCCUCAGGGAUGUGGCAACUAUACUUGUUUUUAACAUAGGCUUCACUUCUAGAAGAGUAUCUGAAAAUAUGCUUACGGAUUUUGACCUAUAAAAUGGCAUAGUUCAGUUCAGUUCUUGGAUUCACCUGUAUUUACAAAUCCUGGAAUUGACUUUGGCUCUUAAUUCUCUUUAUAAAUUGGCAACGUAUCAUAAUUGACUGGAUUUGGGGGGGGGUGAUCUAAAACGGAGGGUCUGGUAAAACCAUUUGCUUCCUCUCUGCCUCUGUGGUAGCUUUGGAGGCAUGUAAGAAAGACAAGAUUUUAUUUUGUUUUGCCUACUGUAAAAUGUGAAUAAUACAGAAGCAAAUUUGCUUUGUAACUGUUGAUGUCUCAGGAAUAAUCUCUUAUUUGCAAUGUUUCUGGGGAAAGAUUGCUGCUUCUAAAAUGGUGACAAUGCUGUGACUAAGCUGCGACUGGCCGAGGGAAGAGUCCCUUGAGGUGUGCCGUAAGCUGCUGGAUUUUGGCCAGGGUACUUCCCAAUGCGCUGCAUGUUCUGUCAUAAGUCAGAACACAUUUGGUCCCAGCGCUUCCUUCUGGAACCUCACUGGCUGUACGGUUGAUGAGGCAGGAUGGAUACAGCUUUGCUUGGCAGAUUUGGGCAAAACUGAGGUUUAAUCACGAUCCCAGCUCAGCUAAUUCCAGGGAAGGAAGAAGAGAAUAAGAAUAGAGUUUUGGGGGCUGCUGACAGACACUCUUCUCAUUGUAGUAUUUUUUUAAAAAAUGUUUGGAACUUGGGAAUUAACCGGUAUGUUACUUUUCCCUUCUCUUGAUUUAACUAUUAAAAAUACCUUUAAUAGCACCAUUCCUUUCACAAUAAAGCACCUCCUUUAACAGAGAAUUCCAUGAGAUUUUCACAAAUCAGCUUAGUUGCUGCUUGUAAAACUGAUUGCCUCUGAAGUCUGUUCUGUUAACAUAGCUGAAGAAAGGAUUAUUCCAAAGGUGAGGGCUGAUCUGGAGUCUGAGCAGAUUUCUCUUCCUGUCCUGCAGGGUUCCUUGUGUGUCUGGAUAAAUCUAAUCUCUUUCUGCUGUGGUUUCCCCACUUUAUAAAAUUGAGACAGUAGACUCCUACCUUACAGGGUUGUUGUGAGAAAAGUGCUGUGAAGAAAUCAAUAAUGUUCCAUUUCCCCAAAACUUAGAAAACUAGUUCAGUCAUGACCACUUUCUCCCGGUGCCUCCUGGAUUUUAUCUCUCAUCAGUGACUACUAACAGCUGUAUUUUAUAAUUGAGCAAAGAAGAGAAAGCUAUGUAGAAAAAAGGCUUUGUUGCUUUCUUUUGCUGAGUUUAUCCCCCUAGCAGAGUAUAGUUCUCAGUCUCUUUUUAAUGCAGCCAAAACUGCAGAGAAGACAGACAUAACAAAAUGUUUGCAGCUGAUUUUUAUGCUGAAAGUAUUUGAAAAAUUUCCAGCUGGUAGCUGGAAGAAUAGAAAUAAUUGCUAACCUGUUUUGCAGCUCCUCAAAUUCAGAACCAGAGCCUCAUUUAUCAGUAAGUUAGUGUUGUAUCUGUUUUCUACACAGGCCUCCAGUGCAUUAUGAUCAUUCCCCCUGCUUUUUUUUGGGGGGGGGGAAUAAACUUUCAUAGCUGAUAACUUUUAAGCACUGUUGUGAGCAACGUGGAUCCAUGACAAACAUUUUAGGUAAGUAAGGCUGCAAGCUGUAGUCAGUCAAUUCCUUUUUUGUUAACUAAAAGGAACAGAUCUAGGUCACUGUAGAACAUGCUUUCCUUUAAUUUUUUUCUGUCCUUAAAACUUUUCAUAUUGAAAUACUAUAUAGAUGUAAUCAACUGACUGCAAAUCAUUGAUUAAAAUUAUUUUAUUCUGUCUUCAGAUUUAUCUAGUAUUAGGCUAGCAGAAAAAAAUACUGUAGAGAUAUCUGGGGGGGAGUUGAGAAAGUCAAGAUGGCAGGACUGAAUCUCCUUUUUAAUGUGCAUUGUGUAUGCAGCGCAUGUAAGAAGGGGGUGGGUCUUUAGUCACAGCCGCUAUCUUGAAUUUUGGCCAUGUUCUAGUGGUUGUGCAAAUGCUAGCAAGGAUCAAGCAAGGAUACCUAGUCUUAAGGAAGUUGUGCUUUGCAAAUGGCUUCUGCAGAUGGAAGCAUUUUAUGUGACAUUUGCACAAAAGGAUUUCACCAAGGGCAGACAUUUUGUACUAGGUUGACAACCUAAGAUGCCAUUUUUACAUUAUAAACAACAAUUAGUGAUAAGUUGAGCCAGCUUGGUUAUUCUGGAGCCUCUCAACUCUCCAGAUAGUAAUCUGGAAGCCUGAAUUGUGCGUCGCUGAGCAAGCUGACUUCCUCACAAGUAGUCAGGUUCUGUAAAUUGUUGUAUUCCUGUAAGGACUUCACAAUGACUGCUAAGCACUGAUCCUCCCUCCCUGAGGCAGCAUACAGAAAAUCCAACAAGAUAGUUUUUUUCCUGCUAGUGAGAUUAAUGAGAAGUACUGUAUGAUUAAAUUUUGAUAGGGCCAUCUAAUGUUGGAUUUUACAAGUGUACCCUGGGAAUAGUGUGUUUCUACUCAGUAGAUAAAUGGAAUAUGUAUACUUAGCCAUGGGUAGCUUCUGACCACUGCUACUGAUUUAGUAACAAAUACAUAAAAUGAGACAUUCUGAUUUGGUUGAAACAAAAUCAGCAUUCUGUUCCUGGAGAGGCCAGGCAGAUGCCAACCGGAAGCUCACAAUUUGAGAACAAUAGCAUCUUCGCAUUCAUAUACAGAAAAUCAUUUUUCAUAUACUGGAGGUACUAUAUGACUUGUGACAAGAAGCUAUUUACAGUGGUAUCUUUUAAAAAAACCCCAUCUAGAUCAUGCUGGCUGGGGAAUUCUAGGAGUUGAAGUUCACACACCUGAAAGUUGCCAAGGUUGAGAAACUGAUCUAGAUAAUUUUAGUAACAUGGUGAAAAACACACACACUGAACCAGAAGCCACCAUCACACCAAGAAUAUAUAUUUGAAAACCUAUCACUGGAAGUACCUGGAUUCCAUGCAUUGGGUUGAACACUUGUGCGAUAAUGUGGCAACUUUAGAAUAAGCUGAAGAAUAAAUAAAUGCAGCACAUACCUAUGGUAGAAGUAGCCCAAUACUUAACUGUAACAGGCUGUUUGCAGUUCUUUGCCUAUUCAGUUUCCAAAUGGCUUGUUUGUCACUAAAAAAAUCUAGCAGGAGGUUGAGUCUUUAUUACACUUUAUGUUUCCAUCUUUCCUCAGACUAUGUGAAACCACUGAGUAUUUGAUUGGAAUUUGUUUCUUUCCUGUUGUGCUUAAAGAUGCAAUUAGUUCCACAGAAGUGUUCCUUGUGGCAAAAAAAUCAGAUUCUGGUCUUCUAGCUAGCUAUGGCAUUCCAACUUGGUGUCUUGAUUAAAAACCUUCAUUCUUCCAAUUCAUCUGUCUAGACCCAGCAGGCUGGGGAAUUCUGGGAGUUGAAGUCUACUCAUCUUAAAGUUGCUGAGGUUGGGAAAGACUGGUCUAGACUGCUUUUGAUGUCCUUUUAGCUUCAGCUGACUCACAGAAAGAAUGGAGGAGAAAUGCACUACGAGUUGUCUUCAACAACUGGAAAGUGAGCUGCUUGUUUCCAUAAUGAAGCUACACGGAAGGACACAAAUAUUUUAAAUACAGUAAGAGCAGUAGAAUUAAAAUAUUUUAAGUACUUGCUAUUGCUCAUCAUUAUGGUGAUGUAUUAGUAAUAACACCUUUAGUAGAGAGAACUAUUAAUAAAUAAUGGGUGUUUAUUGUGGCCUUGGAAAGUCUCCAGUGUUGUAUCUAAGAUGCUGUCUUGACUUGGAGAGAACAGAAGCCACUUGGAACACUGGUAAGUCCCCCUUGCUCUCACCAAAGAUAACAUGCUCAGUGCAUCAGUGAGGAUUUCUAGGGGCCAACUUACGAGCUCACAACUCUGUCACUGCCAGUGGCAUUUGGCUAUAUAUAUAGGAUUGAAUUAUUGAUGAGCUUUGCCAUUCUAAGUCGGCUAGUGUUCAGUCUGUUAGCCAGGAGGCUACACUUUUUCUGCUAACGGAGUUGGACGAAAAGUAAAUCGGGAUCUGCUAGUAAAUGGGUAAGGAUUUUUGACUGAGUGCUGUAAUGAUAACUAAUAAAACCCUUUACCUCUAAGAAAAAACAUGUUUGGAACAAACCCUGAGUAGAUACUUGCGUGAAAUUACUUUGAAGAAAUGCAUUCCUUAAUUCUUACUGUGUGCCUGUCUGCCUGAGCGAUAGUUUUUGGCCUGGCUCUAGGUCAGUGUUUCUCAACCUCAGCAACAUUAAGAUGUGUGGACUUCAAGUCCCAGAAUUCUGGAAGUUGAAGUCCACAUAUCUUAAAAUUGCUGAGGUUGAGAAACCCUGGUGUUGGUGGACCUGAUAGUUGUGGCUGGAUGGGUGGAAAGAUAUCCUGAAGGUCAGUGGCCUGCCUGCAGCUAUCUUCAUCCAGAGUGGUUCCCAUGUCAAACUUUGUCCUAGAUCUCUUCAAACAACUAGUACCCUGUCAACCUUGAGUUUCUGCUCUCCACCACCCUUAAGGUUCUUGUGUUUGCAACUACUGGUGCUCCUCCAUUCAUGGAACUGUCCUUGAUAUUUCAGUAGUUGGAUAGUUAAGCUUUGUUACAUUCAGUUCUCGGUAAACCCCAGGACUGUGUUAAAACUUUCUGGAUUAGUUCUGUAGUCAAGAACUUGCUAUUAAUCACAAUUUCAGUCCCUUCCACCAUCCCAUUUCUCUCAAUUUUAGCUUGCUGAAUAGAUUUUGCCAAUGGAUGUAAAACUGAGAUUUAAUCCUUUAUUUGUCUACAUAUAAACUUCCAGUUUGAUAUUCUAGAGGUGACGGGCUCGCCCCUGGGGGAGCUGGGGGUGUUGACGACCAACAGGAAGCUCUGGCGUGGGCUGGUCCAUGAAGUCGCGAAGAGUCGGAAGCGACUAAACGAAUAAACAACAAACUUCCAGUUAAUUUUACACCAUGGUCAGGAGUCCAAGCAGGACAUUUUGAUAGGCAUUUGGGGAUACUUUAAAAAAAAAGUAUGAUGUCCCUGUUAAGGCUUGUGUUUCCAUCAGUGGCUAGGGAAUGAGAGUUCAAAGAACAGGUAACAGAACAAAUUCCUAUGCAGAUGUUGCAUGGCAAUAUACUGCUUGAAUUUUUUGCCUCUUUCACCCUGCUGUCAUGGUGCACAGGGGUGUGGUAGGUUGGAAAGUUCGUGCAAAACUGGGUAGCUGUUGAAAAUUAAGAUAAUACUACUGUGGAGAGAGGUUAUGUGAAAAUAAUUAUGUAUAUGUAUGUGGGUGAAUGUUUAUACGCCCCCCAAUAUAUACAAAUAUAUAUGUAAAUUACUUUUAAAAAAAAUAACUUGUUUCUUUUAACAUCAGGAAAAAAUGCUUUGGAUUGAUUAUGAGAUAUAUCUGGUUUAGCCAAUGAUGUUUCAUACAUCUGGCUUUACAAGCAUCAACAAUAAUUUAUCUAACAUGGAAAUCCAUGAGGCAGGUGUUGUAGGGACCCGAAGUUUAAAAAGUGGUUGUAAAUCAAACAAGGUGUGGGAAAGUCAAUCAGCACCUUGGUCCUUGUUUAUCUGAGGAACACAAAACUUCCUUGGUCCUCCAUCUUCCCUCUAAUGCAGUGUUUCUCAACCUUGGCAACUUUAAAAUGUGUGGACUUCAACUCCCAGAGUUCCCCAGCCAGCAUGGCUGGCUGAGGGAUUCUGGGAGUUGAAGUCCACACAUCUCAAAGUUGCCAAGGUUGAGAAACACUGGUCUAAUGCCUACUUCAUUGCAUGAUGAUGGCAAACCAGUGUGCCUUUCUUUGCCUUAAAUGGGCAAAGUUCUCCUUCAGACAUUGUGUGGCAGCUUGUUUUCUAUCUAUCUUAUUUGUUGGCAUUCAAGCAAGAGUAGAAGCUGCUGCCCAAAAGAUUUCUGAAUGUUCUUGAUACGUUUAAAAACUAGUUGUAUCUUCCCGUUCCAUUUUUUUUUUUGCUCAUCAUCCAUGUUUAACUGAACCCAGGAUUAUUGUUUUAACCAUCAAAGAUUGUUUGAACAGUCAUUGGGUACUUCUGUACGUAUCUGAUUUUUACUGAAACAGGUGUUUGGGAAAACACUCUCACCAAUGGUUGCUGUUACGGUGAGAUCAAUAAAGAUCUUGAUUAUAUCAAACCAAAA
Molecule: messenger RNA, 9262 nt
Organism: Candoia aspera
Lineage: Eukaryota; Metazoa; Chordata; Lepidosauria; Squamata; Candoiidae
Gene: EIF4EBP2
Product: eukaryotic translation initiation factor 4E binding protein 2
Exons: 3
Coding region: 288-635 (115 amino acids)
Biological process (GO): negative regulation of translational initiation
Cellular component (GO): cytoplasm
Molecular function (GO): eukaryotic initiation factor 4E binding
Source: RefSeq, a predicted model, not a curated record